AUGAUUGGUAAUACUUUACGAGGACUAUGCCAAAUUAAUUUUGGACGUUUUACGUCAUAUCUUCGUUUUAUCAACAUUUCUAGUUUGCCUGAAUUUUGUGUAAUUCCUACUACUCAUCAACGUGAAAUUCAAAAAGCUGUAGAUUUUACUGAAAAAUAUUUAAAAGAUCGUCAUCAUUCAAUUUCUGAAGCAAAUGUAUAUAAUCCAAAAGUAUUAAUAGCUGCUAUUCUUCAUGAUGUUUUGCAAGACAACAUGGUAACAAAAGAACAAAUUGUAAAAGAAUUUGGAGAAGAUAUUGCAAAAAUUGUUGAAGAAUGCACUGUAUACACUAGUCAAUCAAAAUCACAUGAGCAAGAAGAUCAAAAAUUAAUUGCUAAUUCAAUUAACAAUUCAUUAGAAGCAAGAUUAGUUUUAUUUGCAGAUAGAUUAACAAAUCUUAAGCUACUUGAACAGAUUGAUCCUGAAAAGUGGAAAGAGAGAGAUGUAGUUAAUUAUUAUCGACGUUCCUACCGUCUUAUUCAUAAAUGCAAGGAUACAAAUGAAAUAAUGGAAGAAAAAAUACGGAAAAUUUGUCAAGACAAAUUUAAAACAUUGGAUUGUUAA
Strongyloides ratti is the source of this 603-nucleotide messenger RNA. RefSeq names its product Guanosine-3',5'-bis(diphosphate) 3'-pyrophosphohydrolase MESH1. The transcript has 2 exons. The coding region runs from base 1 to 603 and encodes 200 amino acids. NCBI's taxonomy places the organism in Eukaryota, Metazoa, Nematoda, Chromadorea, Rhabditida, Strongyloididae. Gene Ontology annotation, molecular function: guanosine-3',5'-bis(diphosphate) 3'-diphosphatase activity. The record is from RefSeq and is a predicted model, not a curated record.